UGAGUAAUCUAUCAAAUAAUCUGACAGCCAGAACAUGGCUCCCAAAUUAUAUUUAAUAUUUUUCAUUUGCAUGGUAUUGAAAAUCAAUUUUGCUGCUUCACGUUGUGAGGGCAGCAAAGUGGAUAUUUUCUUCAUACUUGAUUCUUCAGACACUGUCACAGAUGAAGACUUUCAAAACGAACUAAUAUUUGCGACUAACUUUGUCCUUGGCAUUAAAACCAUUGGAAAGCAAGGAAUACAGAUAGGAAUACAGACAUUUGCAGCAAAUACCCAAAACAUUUUUCAUCUUGAUUCACAUGAUAACAAAAUUGAUAUAGUAACUAGAAUUACACGUAUAAAACGCUUGAGAGGAAUGUCUAAUUUACAUUUAGCUUUAGAAGAUGUUAAGAAGUAUGGAUUCAGUCCGUCUCUGGGUUCCAGAGGUUUGGCUCAUAAAGUAGCUAUUAUAAUAACCAAUGGAGCUAUUUCGAAUUGGCCAUCGGCUAAUUUUGAAGCUAAAAAGCUUAUUCAGGAUCAUGUCCAAAUUAUUGUCAUUGGUGUUGGCACGAAUCUAAACCCCAGAAUCUUUUUAGGUAUCGCGUCCUCGGGGAAUGAUAUCUUCAUUGUGCCGAAGUUUAAUGCCUUGGGAAAUCUUCAGCAACAGAUAAAACAAUCUACUUGUAAAACUUGCAACGUAAUUCCAAAAGAUGUCAUUUUUGCUUUGGAUACUUCUACGAGCAUAGACGUGUCAAAGUUUACAGAUAUGACGAAAUUUGUGUCGGACUUCGUUCUUCAAACAAUUGUAUUCGGUCAAAACGGUACCCAGGUCGGAAUAUAUACUUUCUCUGAUUUUCCAAAAUUAGAACUUCCACUGGGUAUAGACGACGAAAAGCUUUCCUUUAUUAGUGCGCUGAAGGGCUUAUCUCUGGUACACGGUCAAACAAACACUGAUUUAGUUUUAGAUGCUGUUCAAAAGGAUGGUUUCAGUACGGCAUUUGGGGCGCGACCAAAUGUAAAGCAUGUGUUGAUCGUUGUUACCGAUGGUGCUUCACAAAAGCCGUUUGAAACUCAAAUAGCAGCCAGAAAACUACACGCAUUGAACGUUGAAGUAUUCGCCAUUGGAGUCAGUAGUAGUGUUGACACGAACGAGCUAUUUAAAAUAGCAUCGUCACCUCAAAAUGUGUUCAUGAGCCCAAAUUUUCAAGUAUUAAGCCAGCUUGUAAGUAGUAUCAACAAACUGGUAUGUGUAACGACGAAAUAAUUCUCAAAUGAUUGACAGCUUUCAUACGAAUCAUUGCUACUUGCCAAAUAAAACUUUAAAAAAUUCUGAAUCAAUGAUAUAUAAGAGACUCAAAGGUUUGAAUACAAUAUAACGUUAAUAAAGUUUUGUUUUCAAAAAAUUCAUAUCUAGAAGGAAGAGUACCAGAUAUCUUGGCUUUAGGAAAAAUCAUCAUUAUACUGGUUAACGAGCGUUAGGGUCACUAAUUU
Molecule: messenger RNA, 1467 nt
Organism: Octopus sinensis (East Asian common octopus)
Lineage: Eukaryota; Metazoa; Mollusca; Cephalopoda; Octopoda; Octopodidae
Product: collagen alpha-6(VI) chain-like
Exons: 3
Coding region: 35-1240 (401 amino acids)
Source: RefSeq, a predicted model, not a curated record